AUGCCACUCCUUGAUGCGCGCGACGGUCCCUCCUACGGUGCUAUACCGCGGGGAGAGGACGAGACGAUUAUGGAUCAUGAACGGGAUCAGUUGCUGCAGGAUGGCUACGAAACCGACGGUGAUCCAAGUGAUGUUUCAACGAUGGGCGAAGCACAAGAAGGAGUGAGGAAAAUUGAGGCGAUAAAUAUGACUUGGACAACUCGUUCAUUAAUGAUCGCCUACGUCAGUAUAUUCCUCAUGGCAUUCUGCACAUCCCUGGAGGGCCAGACUGUAAUGUCAUUGUCGGCAUAUGCCACCAGUGCAUUUAGCAAGCAUUCGUUGAUUUCCACCGUUCUUGUGGUUCAGAAUGUAGUCAAUGCGGUAAUCAAACCACCCAUGGCAAAGGUUGCCGAUGUAUUUGGUCGCUUUGAGGCAUUCUGUCUAAGCAUUACCAUAUAUAUCCUGGGCUAUAUUCAGAUGGCUGCAUCGACCAAUGUGCAAACUUAUGCCUCGGCGCAGAUAUUUUACUCCGCUGGUUCAACGGGUCUGCAAAUUCUCCAGCAGGUGUUCAUCGCUGAUAGCAGUGACCUUCUCAACCGUGCCUUUCUGGCUUUACUCCCAGAGUUCCCAUUUUUGAUCACUGUCUGGCUCGGGCCGACCAUCGCUGGAGCCGUGCUUCAGUCAUCAUCAUGGCGUUGGGGCUAUGGCAUGUGGGCAAUCAUCCUCCCCGCUGCCUUUUUGCCACUCGCUCUUUCGCUGCUUCUGAAUCAGCGUAAAGCUGAACGAUUGAAUCUGAUCAAACCAUCCAAGGCGAGACGCCGGCGGAGCCUUUUCAGCGUCAUUCGAAGAACAUGGUACGACCUGGACGUUGGUGGUUUGACCUUGUUAUCAGCAGCUGUGACUCUGCUUUUGGUACCCCUGACGCUGGCGGCCAGUGCCAAAAAUGGAUGGAAAAGCCCAAGCAUCAUUAUAAUGAUGGUCAUUGGUGUCCUCUGCUUGAUUGCUACUCCGUUGUAUGAAUCAUCUAAGAGGCUAGCGCCCAAGCCUCUGCUUUCUCUGCAUCUACUUAAGCAACGAACCGCUCUUGCUGGUUGUGCUUUGGCAUUUUGGUACUUCAUGGCAUUCUAUUUUUCCGUUCAACCCUACCUCUACUCUUACCUUCAGGUCGUCCAGAACUAUGAUGUGGCCACCGCUGGUCGUGUCACCCAAACCUUUGCAUUUACAUCGACUAUUGCUGCAUUCACCGUGUCACUCCUAAUCAAGUACACGCGCCGAUACCGCAUAUUCGUGACCAUUGGCUGCGUCAUCUACAUGACUGGUCUAGCAUUGAUGCUUACGUGCCGUCAAGAGGGCGCCUCUCACCUACAAGUCCUGGGUACCCAAGUCCUCGUGGGCUGUGGCGGCGGCUUGCUCAACGUACCCGUUCAACUCGGCGUCCAAGCAUCUGCAAGCCACCAAGAAGUCGCAGCAGCCACCGCAAUGUUUCUCACGUCCAUGGAAAUGGGUGGUGCCGUUGGUGCCGCCAUCUCCGGAGCCAUCUGGACCCAUUUGAUUCCCCAAAAACUUAUGCAGUACUUGCCCGAAGAGAGCAAGUCUCAAGCCGGCGAGAUUUUUGGCAAACUGACAACGGCCCUCGAAUACCCUAUGGGAUCCCCGACUCGCAUCGCCAUCAACCGCGCAUACCAAGAAACUAUGAACCGCCUGCUAACACUCGCCAUUAUCGUGACUUUACCGUUGAUUCCGCUUAGUCUUGUUAUGGUGGACUACAAGCUGGACAAGAUGAGCCCUGGUAGCCACAAUGACGGAGAUGAGACCCCACCACCUGUGGAGGCAGAAGCCGAUACUGAUGACCAACAACAUAAAUGA
Penicillium verhagenii is the source of this 1845-nucleotide messenger RNA. It is a transcript of the gene mirC, whose product is annotated as siderochrome-iron transporter MirC. NCBI's taxonomy places the organism in Eukaryota, Fungi, Ascomycota, Eurotiomycetes, Eurotiales, Aspergillaceae. Gene Ontology annotation, molecular function: siderophore-iron transmembrane transporter activity. Bases 1 to 1845 code for a protein of 614 amino acids. The transcript has 5 exons. Gene Ontology annotation, biological process: siderophore transmembrane transport. The record is from RefSeq and is a predicted model, not a curated record.